Messenger RNA from Myxocyprinus asiaticus (Chinese sucker), 1936 nucleotides. Its product is annotated as Fc receptor-like protein 5. Lineage: Eukaryota; Metazoa; Chordata; Actinopteri; Cypriniformes; Catostomidae. Bases 91 to 1515 code for a protein of 474 amino acids. Gene Ontology annotation, biological process: cell surface receptor signaling pathway. The record is from RefSeq and is a predicted model, not a curated record. Gene Ontology annotation, molecular function: transmembrane signaling receptor activity. The transcript has 9 exons.
ACACACACACACACACACACACACUGUGACAUGUAUUUAUACACGGCAGUAUAGAUUCAUGAUGUCAGUGGAUCGGUAAAGAACUAUAGGAUGGGCGGAAUCCUCUAUUUCCUCUUCAUGUCUCUCUCAGUUUUGGUGAGACUCGUGACAGAAACUGGUGGAUCGAGUUUGAAUCCGGUUUUAUCCGGCCCCAGUAAGGCCUAUCUGAAAUCUCAAGUCCAGUUUCACUGUGAGGUUAAAGGGUGGUCUUCACCUCUGACCUAUGAACUCCGAAAGGAUGCAGGGAUUCUGAUAGCAACAGAAGAAAAUGCCAAGGUCACGUUCAGCCUAAAGGUUACAGAGGGGUCAGAGGGCAAGUACUACUGCAGGGUGACUACAGGAGGUCAAACCAGCAACACUGUACAGUUACAAGCAGUGAUUCCUGUCGUAGGAGCCAGUUUGAGGUCAGUUCCUGAUCCACCGAUCAUCUAUGAAGGAGAACGACUCGUCCUGAGCUGUCUCGUCAGGAAAGGGACACAUUUGUCCUACACAUGGUACCAUAAACAGGAAGUGGUAGUGCCCUCUGAUCUCUAUCGGCUGUCUGAAAACACACUUACAGUGGACACCGUGAGUGAACAUCACGCUGGGAUGUAUUCAUGCACUGCACAAAACCAGGUGCUGGUCAACCCGAGAUCCUCCAGCAGCAGAAGUCUCAACGUCAUUGUGAAAAAAUACAUCUCAACGCCUAAGUUGUCAUUUACGGUUUUCUAUAACGGCUCAGCUUUGAUUGCCAACAUUAGCUGCCGUGUGGCACGUGGAAGUCCGCCACUGACUUUCCGCUUUCUCUUAAAUGACGAGGAGAUGGACGUGAAACGUGUGGAUUCACUGGACACAUGGUUUGUUUUGCCCGUCGCUCUGAAAGUGAGAUCUGCUCAAUGCAAAGCUGAGACGCAAACACAACAGCUCAUCUCAGAUCCGCUGCAGCUGGAAGUGGUUCCAGUAGGUGGCGCUGUGAAUGUGAUGGUAACAUACCUCCAUAACGCAGAUGCAGAGGUGGCAGCAGCCCAACUCUCAUGUGUGCCCACCAGAGGAACAUUUCCUGCCUUCUCCUGGUCUCUGAAUCAUUCUUCCCUGCCAGCAGAGGGCGACUCUCACGUUCUCACUCAACACGGGCAGAUCUUGUUCCUCACAGACAUCAACGCGGCGAGCCCGGGGUAUUACCGGUGUCAGGCGAGAGACAGUUUUGAUGACAACUCAACCUGGGUGGAGAGUGAGGAAAUCCUAAUAAAGAAGACAGAUUUGCGAGCGACACCCAUGGAGGUCAUUGCUAUAGUUUUCUGUGGUUUCUUAUCUAUGGUCAUUAUUGGAGGAACAUAUUGUAUCCUACGAAACACCAACAGUGGAAACCACAGCAGUAACCAGGAAGUGAACCAAUCUGAGACGACGAGCAAUACACAGCGAGUUCCAGUAACUGAUAUUUCCUAUGAAGCUCAAGCUGUAGAAAUGAAGACCAUCAUCAAGGAGUUCGAGGUAUAGAGGUAGAACUACUCGACUGGACAUACGAGAUUUUGUGGAGGUUUCUGAACAUUUCAGCCCAUUAUGAACGAAAUCACCUCAGUUCCCCGCUGAAGAGACCAGCUUAAGUCUAAGAUCUGUUGGUCUUAGCAGGUUUAAUUUGGACACUCAGACUGGUCAAGCUGGUUUUUGGCUGAUCUAGGUUGGCUGCCAAGCUGUCAAGAGCACAAAAUCCCUCUAAAACCACCAAACUAGACCAGUAUUUCCAGUGUACCAGAGCUUGGUGGCCAUCUAAGACCAGCAAACCACCUCAGGCUGGUUUAUUUUUAAGAACAUCCUGUUCGGGGCCUGGGUAGCUCAGUGAGUAAAGAGUCAGGUCUCCUAAGAAACCAAAUUGGCCCGGUUGCUAGGGAGGGUAGAGUCACAUGGGGUGACCUCCUCG